Molecule: messenger RNA, 3777 nt
Organism: Penicillium pulvis
Lineage: Eukaryota; Fungi; Ascomycota; Eurotiomycetes; Eurotiales; Aspergillaceae
Product: cohesin subunit SMC1
Exons: 6
Coding region: 1-3777 (1258 amino acids)
Biological process (GO): sister chromatid cohesion
Cellular component (GO): chromosome; nucleus; cohesin complex
Molecular function (GO): DNA binding; protein binding; ATP hydrolysis activity
Source: RefSeq, a predicted model, not a curated record
AUGGGCAAACUUAUUCGCCUCGAGCUUUUCAAUUUCAAGUCUUACAAAGGACAUCAUACGCUGCUGUUCGGAGAUGCGUACUUCACGUCAAUUAUCGGACCCAAUGGGUCCGGUAAGUCGAAUUCGAUGGAUGCCAUCUCGUUUGUUCUAGGAAUUAAGUCUUCCCACCUGCGAUCCACCAACCUCCGUGACCUUGUCUACCGUGGGCGCGUUUUGCGCACAUCGAAGGUCGAUGGAGAGCCCCCCGCCAACGGAGAGAACGGCGAGGCGGAGGAGGAAGACGAGGACAUGGAUGCAUCGCAGGAUGCAGGUGGUCCGAACGACCCCAAGACGGCCUGGGUCAUGGCUUGCUACGAGGACGAUGCUGGUGAAGAACAGCAAUGGCGUCGCUCCAUUACAAGUCAAGGCACCAGCGAGUACCGCAUCAACAACAAAAUCGUGACUGCUCAGCAAUACAACGAGGCUCUGGAGGAGGAGAACAUCUUGAUUCGCGCGCGAAACUUCCUCGUCUUCCAGGGAGAUGUUGAGGCUAUUGCAUCCCAGUCGCCACGAGACCUUACCCGACUGAUUGAACAAAUUUCCGGCAGCUUGGAGUACAAGGCGGAUUACGAAAAGUUGAAGGCGGAGGCGGAGGAAGCAGCUGAUCAGCAGACUGUUCAACUCAAUCGUCGACGAGGCAUCAAUUCGGAGGUCAAGCAGUACCAAGAGCAGAAGCGGGAAGCCGAAAAUUACGCCCGGAAGGCCGAGGAGCGUGACCAAGCCAUUAUUACCCACAUUCUGUGGAAGCUUUUCCACUUCCAGCGCUUGAUCGACGAUUCGAGUGCCGACAUCCAGAAGUACCAGGAUGAACUUAAGGAAUACCGCCGUGGCGUCGAGAAGUAUGAGACGAAUGUUGAGGAUGCCAAGAAGGAGCACGCCCGUGUUGGUAGGGAUGUUGGCAAGGCCGAGAAGAGCAUCCUGAAGAAGGAGAAGGAAAUUGAGGAACUCAAUAACUCCUUGGUACCUGUCGAUGAGAAGGUUGAUAUCACACAGAAAAAGGUUGAGCGGUAUGCUUCGAAAAUCGAUGAGAUCCGUAAGGAGCGUGAGACCUACUCCAACGGCGCAAAAAAGCUUGAGAAGGACUUGAAGCUCGUGGAGAAAGCCCAGGCUCAAUGGGAGGUUGAGUGGAAAAAGACAACCAACAAACAGGGCGUACAGCUCAGUGAAGCUGAUCAGCAAGAAUACCACAAGCUCCGCGAAGAGGUCAGCAAACGCUCGUCCGCCGACCAACUGAAUCUCGACAACCUGCAGAGACAGAGAAAGACAGAGGCUGAAGCUGUCAACAGCCUGAAAGGCAAAUUCGAGAACACCGAGUGGCAACUUCAGAGCCUGGAGUCGGAUGCUCAGAAUAUGAAUGAGCGCAAGGCAUCUCUUACUGAAACAAACAAGACCACGUCCAAGGAUAUCGACCGCAAGAAAAAGGAGCUCAACACUUUGACAUCUGAGCGCUUGAAAGUCUCGCAAAUGAGAACAGAGCUUGAAGAAAAGCUGCAGGUUGUGCUGAGAAAGUUGCUCGAAGCCGACAAUGGAAAGAAGCAGAACGAGCGUGAGCUGCGCGCCAAAGAGAUGAUCUCAACUCUCAAGCGUAUCUUUCCCGGUGUCAAGGGGCGCGUCAGUGACCUUUGCAAGCCUAAGCAGCGUAAAUAUGCCGAGGCGGUUAGUACCGUGCUUGGCCGCCAUUUUGAUGCUAUUGUGGUGGACAAUGAGAAAACUGCCAAAGAAUGCAUCCAGCAUCUUCGCGACCAGCGUGCUGGCCUAGCAACUUUCCUGCCAUUGGAAACCAUCCAGGUGAAGCCUAUUAACUCUAACUUGAAGGGAAUGCACCGGAAUAUGCGCCCAGCCAUUGAGACCAUCGAUUACGAGGACUGGGUUUCUCGUGCUAUCAGCUAUGCGUGUGGAAACUCUAUUGUUUGUGACGAUCUGGAAACAGCCAAAUAUCUUUGCUACGAGAGGAAUGUUGAUGCCAAGGCUGUCACUUUGGAUGGCACCGUCAUUCAUAAGGGCGGUCUCAUGACCGGUGGACGAGGGCCCCAGCAGAAUUCAAAACGCUGGGAGGACUCAGAAGUGGAGAAUCUUUAUAAGCUAAAGGAUAAGCUGAUGGGCGACCUUGGCAAUCUCCCUAAGAGCCAUCACCGCGGCUCAGAAGAGGAGACUCUGCAGGGCGAGCUUGUUGGUCUUGAGCAGCGACUCAACUAUUCUCGUGAAGAGUUGAAGGCACUUGAGAGAAACAUCAAGAGCAAGCGCAGCGAACUGGACUUUGUCAAGCGCCAAUUAGAAGACCUGCGUCCCAAAUAUACUGAGCGGAAGGAGAAUCUCGAUGAGCUGGACCAGACUAUUGAGGUUUCUCAAUCCUCAGUUAGUCAAGUCGAAGAUGAGAUCUACGGCAAUUUCUGCAACCGUCUUGGAUAUGCCAAUAUCCGUGAGUAUGAGGCGCAGCAAGGUUCGUUGCAGGAAGAAGCUGCACAGAAGAAACUCGAAUUCACUACUCAGAAGAGUCGUAUCGAGAACCAGCUCAGCUUUGAAAUGCAGCGAAUUCAAGCGACAGAGGAUCGGGUUAGCGGUCUUCAGGCUCAGUAUGAGCGUGACAUGAGUCUGAUUGAGGAGCUCAAGAGUCAACAGGAGGAGAUCCGCAACAGGCUGGAUGAGUUCGGUGCCGAGCUUGAGCUAUUGCGGGAGAACCUCGAGAAGCAAAAGGAAAUCUACGCACAGUCAGCAGAGAACCUGACUGAGCAGCGAAGAGAACUUCAGAAGCGCAGCAAGCACGUCGAAGCGGCGCUCAAAAAUAUUAAUGCACUUGAAGCUGAGAUCCAGCGCAAUUCGUCCGGUCGUUAUGCCCUCCUGCGCCGAUGCAAGCUCGAGGACAUCGACGUUCCGUUGACCGACUCUUCCAACUCCUUCGACAAACUUCCCAUCGACGAAUUGGUGCAGGCUGCCGAUCCAGAUGCCAUGGAUGUAGAUGACGCUGAUGAACUUGAUGAAACGCCGGCGGUGCAGGACUACGGAAUUGAGGUCGACUUUGACUCUCUUGGAGAAACACUUAAAGAGGAGGCCGAUGAUAAGCUCGAGGAAGAGUUGCUAGAAAAGGUUCGCCUUCUCAACAACGAGCUCGACAAAAUGGCACCGAAUACCCGCGCCAUGGAGCGCCUCGAGACCGUCGAGAACAAGCUUCGUAGCACCGAGCAGGACUUUGAGGAUGCGCGCAAGCAGGCCCGAAAGGCGAAGGAUGGGUUUGAGGCAGUGAUGAAGAAGCGUUCCGACCUCUUUAACAAGGCCUUUGCGCACAUUUCCGAGCAAAUCGGCCCCAUCUACCGUGAAUUGACACGCAGUGCCAACUAUCCGCUGGGCGGACAAGCAUAUCUUGAUAUCGAGGACUCGGAUGAGCCAUAUCUCGAUGGCAUCAAAUACCAUGCUAUGCCUCCACUGAAGCGUUUCCGUGAUAUGGAGCAUUUGUCUGGUGGUGAGAAGACCAUGGCCGCACUUGCUCUGCUGUUUGCGAUUCACUCAUACCAACCCUCGCCUUUCUUCGUGCUGGACGAAGUUGACGCGGCUCUGGACAACACCAACGUUGCCCGCAUUGCCAACUAUAUCCAUGACCACGCUGCGCCUGGCAUGCAAUUCAUCGUUAUCAGUUUGAAGACCGGACUCUUCCAAAACAGUGAGGCACUGGUCGGAAUCUACAGAGAUCAAGUGGAGAACAGCAGUAAAUCCCUAACUCUUGAUCUCCGCAAAUACACCUGA